Anopheles darlingi is the source of this 615-nucleotide messenger RNA. Its product is annotated as trypsin-1-like. Gene Ontology annotation, biological process: proteolysis. The coding region runs from base 1 to 615 and encodes 204 amino acids. Gene Ontology annotation, molecular function: serine-type endopeptidase activity. The record is from RefSeq and is a predicted model, not a curated record. Lineage: Eukaryota; Metazoa; Arthropoda; Insecta; Diptera; Culicidae. The transcript is spliced from 2 exons.
AUGACAAACGAACCACGAAACAACGACGAAGAACGUAUUGUCGGUGGCGUACCGGUGGACAUUCGCGAUUACCCGUACCAGGUGUCGCUACGCCGUGGAAGACACUUCUGCGGUGGUUUCAUCGUAAACCACCGCUGGGUACCGACUGCCGCCCACUGCACCAGACCCAUGGGUGGCCCAACGGUUCGCGUCCAACGUAUCGUUCAACAUGCAAAGCAAAACUCGUGGAGCGACUACGAUUUCUCGUUGCUGCUGCUCGAACAAUCGCUCAACCUAACGGACAUGGUGCAACCGAUUGCGGUACGCACCUCGUCCACAGAAGAGCUACCGGUUGGAACGCAAUGCCAGGUGUCCGGUUGGGGUAACGCGCACAAUCCGAACGAAUCAGCCUUGAUCCUGCGAGCAGCCACCGUCCCAUUGACCAACCAUCGGAAGUGUAGCGAAGUGUACGCGGGCAUUGGCCCCGUAACGGACAGCAUGCCGGAUGACCAGCUAACGGGUGUGGUUUCGUGGGGUGAAGGCUGCGCCGAACCGGGCUAUCCGGGCGUUUACGCGAAGGUUUCUAAAGCCUCCGACUGGAUCCAACAGACGCUCGACGAACAUAUGGCGCUCUGA